AUAAUAAUUGCCUUCCGCAUUAUAAUUUAUUUUAUGCAGUUUUUUAAUCGGCUCAAAAGUACUCCCAUUAUUCAUUGUUCAUACUCUGUUUCCUUUAAUUUGAAAAUUUUAAUAGUACUAGUAUAAUUGUUUAUGCAAGCGCUUUGUUGAUAUGGCCUAAUUUGGUUCCUGUAAUUCGUGUUGGCUGAGGCAUUCAACUUUUGAUAUGUGCAUGAUACCGACAAGCGAAAAUGAUGGCAUGAUUGAUGUAAAGGUGUGAAUCAUGAUGCGCGUGACAAGGCAAUCGAACCAAAAUGUAAAAGGUUUCUACCACUUUUACAAAAUUGAGCAAUUUGCUGAAAUGGGGGGUGUCAUUGGAAGGGGAGACUCCCCUAGGCACGGUUCACCAGCAUCAAAGUUAGAGCAGAAGAUGGUCGAAGCCAUGCAGCAGAGGGCGCAACAAGGGACUACCAUGAAAUCCUUCAAUAGUGUCAUCAUGAAGUUCCCUAAAAUUGAUGAGAGUCUGAGAAAAUGCAGGAUUAUCUUUCAACAAUUUGAUGAAGAUUCAAAUGGUGAAAUAGAUCAAGAAGAACUGAAGCAUUGUUUCCAAAAGCUGGAUAUCUCAUUCACAGAUGAGGAGAUAAAAGAUCUAUUUGAGGCAUGUGACAUUUAUGAGCACAUGGGCAUGAAGUUCAAUGAGUUCAUUGUCUUCCUGUGCCUUGUUUAUCUUCUCAACGAUCCAGCUGUGUCAGAAGCAAGAAAAAGAAUGGGACUGGGUAACCUUGAGCCAACUUUUGAGACGCUGGUUGAUUCAUUUGUAUUCUUGGAUAAGAACAAAGAUGGAUAUGUCAGUAAGAAUGAGGUAAUAGAAGCGAUAAAUGAGACCACUGCAGGAGAACGGUCUUCUGGGCGCAUAGGUGUGAAAAGAUUUGAGGAAAUGGACUGGGACAAGAAUGGAACGGUGACCUUCAAGGAGUUUCUCUUUGCUUUUACUCGCUGGGUGGGGCUCGACGAGAAUGAAGACGACGAAGAUGAUGAAUGAGCGCAACUGAAGAUUAGCCAUUCUGAAUAGGCCUCCAGCAGCUUUUCUACUAAGA
Brachypodium distachyon (stiff brome) is the source of this 1076-nucleotide messenger RNA. Its product is annotated as probable calcium-binding protein CML21. The transcript has 5 exons. The record is from RefSeq and is a predicted model, not a curated record. The coding region runs from base 263 to 1021 and encodes 252 amino acids. Lineage: Eukaryota; Viridiplantae; Streptophyta; Magnoliopsida; Poales; Poaceae. Gene Ontology annotation, molecular function: calcium ion binding.